Zymoseptoria tritici IPO323 is the source of this 1193-nucleotide messenger RNA. RefSeq lists its product as uncharacterized. The record is from RefSeq and is a predicted model, not a curated record. Bases 150 to 1193 code for a protein of 347 amino acids. Lineage: Eukaryota; Fungi; Ascomycota; Dothideomycetes; Mycosphaerellales; Mycosphaerellaceae. The transcript has a single exon.
CAUCAAGGUAUCCUCAACAACCGACCCGCAAGGUGCCACGCCGUCGAAGUAGCAUCGGAGCUGCAGAGACAGACUGAGAUUGAGUUUGUGACCCUGUUGGCCUGCAGGCGAAAGCCCACGAGAAGCACGCACUUUCGACUCCACCAAGCAUGGGCUGGUUUUGGGAUAGCAAAGGUGACGAUCCGACAAAUGACCCUUACAAGAAGCUCGAUCCGACACUCCGAGAGUUCCUCGACAAGGAGUCGCCGCUAAAGUACGAAGACACGAAGCCAAAACCGAAAGCGAGACAACCCCCUCCACCAUCACCCGAUGGGGCUCCGAACACUUUUCGAUCACAACUAGGUCUCGAUACACCAGGACUGGACCAACAAAAUCAGGACACCGUACAGAGUCAUGACCGGCCCGAGGUGCCAGCAGAGUCGCUGUUUCAAGAUGGGCGGUAUGCACAUUUGUGGAAGAACUAUCGGCCGCAAUCAGAGGUGGAGGCGGGAGGAAAGACAGAUCAGGAUCGCCUGGCGAGUGUAAUUGAAGCAUACAAUGAUCGCAAGGCGGCGAUUGGGAGAGCAGCAUUGGAGAAUUGCGUGGAAUAUCAACUGGCGGAAAAGGACUGCUUCUCAAAUGGUGGCUGGGCGAAAAAGAUGACCAUGUGUCGGGACGAAAGUAAAGCGUUCAACAGAUGCUACACAAUGCAGAGUCGCUUCUUGAAGGCUCUGGGAUACCUCGCAUCACAACGGACAGAGGAGGAGGACGAGCGGAUACAAAUGCAUGCCGACAAGCUGUAUGGCGAGAUGCUGCAUCGGGAGCAAGUGCAGCAGGAAGCAAAGGAGGCUGGACAGGAAGUGCCAGACCUACCACCGCUCAUACAAGCUGAGAGCACGACGAAGGCACUAGGGCAAAAUAGUGCCUGGGCACGAGCACGACAGACGGCGCUGGAGAAAGGUCUCCCGACAAACCUUAGCGCAUUCUCCCCAGAGAAGCAAGCACAGAUCAAGGAGCGUAUCAAAGGCCUUUCGAAAGAGGAGCAGGAGUUGGAACUGCAGUUGAUUGCGGGCGAGAGCAGGGCUCAGUUCGAGUACGCGGACAAAAUCGCGCAGCAGCUUGAGGAGGAGAAAGCACAUCGCGCAGAUCGAAGAGAGCGCGGAAAGGAGACGAUUGGAGAUACAAUCAAGAGGCUAUGGGGCUGGGACAAGUGA